AUGGCCCAACUUGAAGUCCCCAAGCAACGCUCAGGCAGCCCGAAGAAAACAUCGGAGCACAGCAAGGACUUUCCCUCCUUCUCAUCCUCAGGAUCCUCCUCGUCCGCCGAUACUCCCGUUGUCUUCAGCGUGUUUUACGGUAGACCGCCUGGCCCUCCCUCUUCCGUGUCGCCUCAUUCCAGUGCGCUCAAACAUGUUUCAUUCGAGACCAGGUUGAGCACCACAUUCAUCGAACACGCUCGAAGGAGGGCGAAGGAACCGCGAGGUCGAAUAUGGGAACGUCGCAAACACCGUCGGGACUGCGAUGCUAUGCAGUUUAGAGAAAUCGCGUCUCUCGCGAGCACACACCAGGAUCGGAUACUCGAGCUAUGGGGGGAGAAAUGCUGUGUUAUUUGUGAAAACCAGCCUGCUACAGCGGUGGUUUACCUGCCUAUUUGCUGCACAUAUGACGGGUAUUAUACUCUUGCGGACGGGGAUAAGCUGUUCGGGUUGAUGCUGUCGAUUGCAAAACUGGUGACAGACCUCGACUCAGACGUGAAGGUUCGCUCAGCUAUUGGAAGCAAUGUCCAUACACCGUAUAUCAACGUCAUAGCUGUGCCGGUCUGUUAUGCAGAGGAUAGCUGUCGCAAGGAGGCGAACUCAGACAUCGUGAAGUUUUUAAAGGGGUUUGGAUUCGGUGAUAGCCAUGCUGGAGACGAAGGAAAGACAGAGAGCUACGAGAAUAAUAACGAGGAAAGGGCGAAAGAUGAACAAUCACAAAUAUUCAGACCGCUCCUGCACCGUCGAUCAACUUGCAGCUCAAAAUUUGCCACAGAUAUGGCCAUGUUUCGCGAUGCGGUCGAAGCCGAUGAAUGGGAAGACAACGAUGUCAGUGAUAGCAGCGAAGAUGGAGUACCGAACGAACCCCCUGUUCCCAGCAUCCCCAGCAGCAGUCCUACACGAAUGUAUAUGCAGGAGCGGAUUCCACUACGAUACACGGUGAUUUGCGGCCAACCGAUCCUCGACCAAGGCCAAGAUACGACACAACUCGAUGCAGGCCGUCUGACAUGUCUUGUCUUCACUUCUCGAUGGGAAGCUGGCCUACUAGAAUCAGUCGCAUGCACCAACAAUGACCCGGAGACGUACCAAAUUAUAGCGUCAUUCCAUGAACGAUUUAUCAUGGCAUCAGCUGAAUUCCGCUGCUGCAUCUGUCCAGAUCCGGUAUUAGCUAUGACGUUGGUACAUUGCCCGAUUUCCUUUAGACGAGAUACUGAGAACUCCUCCGGCGUCCAACCUCAUCGGCAAUCAAUGAUCAGGCUGCUGCAGUAUACCAAAGGAAGGUGGAAUUACCCCGAGGCGAAAGCGGCGCUAGGAUAUGAUGGGAUUUGGCACAUCAGCGACUUUGUGGUCCCGAUAUGCCAUAAGGGUUCGUUAUGUGAAAAAACAGCAAGGAUUGCUGCCAGGCAGUUUAUUGACGGUAUAUUUGCUAGUAGCACCAAAACCUGCUAUCCAGAUCUAUCCCCCGAUACCGACCUCCUUAGCGCAUAUUGGGUUGAGAAUGGAGGUAAAACGCCCAAGGUGGUAGUUGAAAGAGUAGGGCUGGGGCUGUUUACCGACAGUGAGAACCCGGAGGACGCUAGGGCACAGGUGAUCGCGAAGAAUAACGAAGCUAUUGGGGAACUCAGGCGCUUUGUCAAAGCCAGAUACGAAAGUAGCGAUGAAGCUAUCGUUGCUGGAGGUUCUAGUGCCUUGUUCCCUGAACCGGAUAGCAGAGACAACGACACGGGCCCAUGUCUCCCCGAGUCGUUGCGUGAGGAGCUUAUGCUGGAGGAAGGAAAAAUCUACACAUACACUAUUGAAGAUGAGAACGCUAUUGGGCCUGCUGAGGCAGAAGAACUGGGUAUACCGACAUGGGGCGGAUACCCUCUCUGCGAAGAGUCGGCCAAGCUCGUUGCCGCAGGAUUUCACGAGACGGCGUUGAUGAAGCCGAUGAUUACGAUGGAUGUUCUUAGGACACUGAAGGAGACGAGAGAGUCUAUUAAAAGGAGAUAUCGUAUACGUGAAGGCGAGGAUUUCAAGGAGAAAAUGUAG
Molecule: messenger RNA, 2070 nt
Organism: Arthroderma uncinatum
Lineage: Eukaryota; Fungi; Ascomycota; Eurotiomycetes; Onygenales; Arthrodermataceae
Exons: 1
Coding region: 1-2070 (689 amino acids)
Source: RefSeq, a predicted model, not a curated record